UCGCUCUCCUCCGAGAAGCCGAGACGAGUUUCACAACCCGUGACUCGAUGUGGGCCCAUGUAUAUAUACAGUCGCUGCUGUCAAUUGUCCCAGCCCCCGAAUGGCUUCUGAAUCCAAGCUUCAAACGCCGUACACGGGACCCCCUUUCCAAGAGGAUAAAGAGGGCUCAGAGACACUAGUGGGAGAACACCCAAUCGUCAAGGAUUCUGACCCUCCCUCACGCUCGGAUGAAUUCCCCGAAGGUGGUCUGGCAGCUUGGGCCACUGUUUUUGGAUCGUUUCUUAUACAGUUCUGUGGCUUCGGUUAUUCCACUUCAUUUGGUGUCUACCAAGAUUUCUAUGCCCAGCAUUACCUCACAAACCAGACGACGUCUGCUAUAUCAUGGAUAGGGAGCUUGAACGCGUUUUUAGUCACCGGUGUGGGCCUUGUAUCAGGUUCACUGUAUGACCGAGGAUAUUUUUACCAUCUCGUGAUCGCCGGAUCACUUCUGCAGAGUUUCUCUCUCUUCAUGUUAUCUUUAUCAAAACCUAAUCAGUACUACCAGAUAUUCCUUGCUCAAGGCUUGGGUUCGGGUAUCGCAACGGGGCUCAUGUUUGUCCCGAGCACAGCUGUCAUCGCGCAUUAUUUCCGACGCAAACGCACACUAGUUUUGACGUUCGUCGCUUCGGGGUCUUCGCUGGGUGCUACCAUCCAUCCGAUUAUGCUCAAUAAUCUCCUAAGUGGUCCUCUCGGCUUCGCCAAUGCCAUUCGUGCAAGCGCAGGGUUGGUCAGUGCGCUCCUUUUAAUCGCAUGUUUAUGCAUGCGAACUCGCCUUGAUCCGCCGACCACAACGGUGAACUACACUGCGGCAGCUAGAAAAUGUAUUCGUGAUAUACCGUUCAUUCUCAUGAUAGCAGGGGGUUUCUUUUUCCAGAUUGGCCUCUACUACCCGAUGUUCUUCUUGCAACUUGACUCAAUCAAGCACGGUAUCAGCGUCACCUUCUCGUUUUACUCUCUAGUGAUUUUAAAUGUGUCCAAUUGUGCAGGACGAGUCACGUCAGGGUUUAUCGCAGCGUACACGGGAGUCCCAAACUUAACCAUAGUUGCGACGAUUUCGUGCGGUGUGCUCAACUUGGGUUUGAUUGGAUUGCGUAACCUGGCCGACGUCGUUGUGCUUGGCGUACUUUAUGGCUAUUUUGCGGGGUUAUAUAUCGGAGUAUGGGUUCCACUUAUGGCUAAUUUAACGCCCGACCUCUCUGAGCUUGGCGCGCGGAUGGGCAUCUGUUUCUUCAUGAGUGGAUUUGGAACUUUGAUUGGAACCCCCAUAUCCGGCGCUCUGCUGACAUCGAAUUAUACCUGGUGGAUACCCUCACUGUUCUCUGGGGUCAUUGCGCUGGUUGGUAGCAUGAUGUAUAUUAUCAUGCGGUUGAUGUUGUCAGAUGGCAGAUCGAAGAAAAGGCACAGUUCUCGACUCGAAGUAUUAGAAAGCCACCCAUAAGGAGACUGUUAUAUAUGUGUUCGAUAUCCGCGUUGCUUUUCUCCAACUCGUUCGUAUGUGGGUAAUGGCGCUCUCGUGAUAUCCAAUCAUGUUAAAUAACUUAUUGAAUGGCCACAGCGAGCGGCGUUGAGUUCAGU
Molecule: messenger RNA, 1614 nt
Organism: Suillus paluster
Lineage: Eukaryota; Fungi; Basidiomycota; Agaricomycetes; Boletales; Suillaceae
Product: major facilitator superfamily domain-containing protein
Exons: 15
Coding region: 101-1477 (458 amino acids)
Biological process (GO): transmembrane transport
Cellular component (GO): fungal-type vacuole membrane
Molecular function (GO): transmembrane transporter activity
Source: RefSeq, a predicted model, not a curated record